AUGCUUAGGUCCAUUUCACUAACUACUUCUAUCCUCACUGCUGGAUUGGUUGCUACACACAAUUGCUCUGUCAUUAGAAACGAGUCAUCAUCGAGACGGAAUUUUUAUGAAGACGACGCUGAAGUUGUCCCUAUUCCUGGAACUGUGGUUCCAGCACCAGCUUCUGAAGUCGAAUCAUUGGGUGAAAAUAGGCUUAUUGACGGUAUAUCGGUACGCACUACAAGCUCAAGUGAAACUUUCUUCAAAACGGCAAGAGAGUUUUCUGCAGCAAGAAUAUCUGAUUUAUCAAAUUGGGUGAACAAAAACUACACUAAAUUCAACGACACAGAAAGAUUUGUCACAUCCACCGUUAGCGAAUUGCAUUAUAAAAAGGAGGACCUUUUGCCUAAUGGAAUCUAUGUGAUAGUGGCAGCCUUGGCAGGAACAAUUGCCGCAAGGCCCCGAGGAGUCUUUGCUAAAGUUACAUUUCCCGUGAUAACCGGUUUGGCAGCAUUCAAGUACUUUUUACCUGUAACAUUUGACAAUACGAGAGAGUUUACAUGGAAGUUGGAACAAAAGAAUGUUCCACAAGUAGCAAAACAACAAGCAGAGGCAUACAAUGGUGUUGUUGGAUUGGCCAAAUCAAUUGAAAAUGGUGCAGAGAAUGGUAUUAAACGCGUGGAAAAUGGAGCACAUUCUUUGAAACAGCGCAUUGCCAACAUCACGGGGCUCAACUUGGAUGAGGAAGUCUCAAAAAAGAAAUAG
Molecule: messenger RNA, 744 nt
Organism: Lodderomyces parapsilosis
Lineage: Eukaryota; Fungi; Ascomycota; Pichiomycetes; Serinales; Debaryomycetaceae
Exons: 1
Coding region: 1-744 (247 amino acids)
Biological process (GO): cristae formation
Cellular component (GO): MICOS complex; mitochondrial crista junction
Source: RefSeq, a predicted model, not a curated record